AUGCAUCCAAGAGUCGCCGGUCCUCUUGGCAAGGUCAAACAGCACCCCGGCUUCACCUUAUACGCCCUCGACGACAACUCAACCAGGGCGGUAAUCUACAUUGACCGCCGGCUGACAGCAUCGGCCACAAACGCUCCCAAGCCCGCUCUGGUCUCAGCGACCAUGAACGGCCUAACGAUUACCAAUACCGCCGCAGCAACUGCUGCCCUCCAAACGACUCCCCAAGGGCAAGUUCCAGGAGGCCACACGACUACUCCGAACUCUCCUUUCCCCCCUCCCGCGGCCUUCGAGACCAGACAGGCGCUAGAGGAGUAUGCAUGGGCUGUGUACGACGUUUUGGCAGGUGUGGUGGGCCGCUUCGCGAUCCGUCCCGGCAAACAUACGAGGAGCGCCCGGUGGUGGACGGAGGUGCUUGCGACGGCCAGGGAGGUCGAACCAGUGAUAUACCAAGAGAUGGCGGCGUAUCUGGUCACCCAGGUCUUUCGCCCAGCCGGGGCGCAAGAGGGCACAGGCCUGCCUGCUCGACUCCCGGCACCCCCCGACUGGGCCGCUAAGUUAGCGGCGGUUUCCAACGAUGACGAGCUCAAGGACGCCAUUCUAGAAGCCACGUCCAAUGUGGCGGGAGCCGUGCCAUCCAGGUCGGCCCUCGACCUGGUGCAGUCUUUGGUACAUGACGCGGAGCCGAUGGUAAGACAGAGCUACCACGAACUCCUGGUGACAGUCGAUGUGGACUCGACGUAUCUCUCUGUCGAUACGACUAAAACGGAGGUCCUCCACAUUCCCCCCGUGGCUUCGGGGCCAAGCGCAAUAGAAUCAACCCAGCGAGGAUCUCAACUAAAGUCCGACUUCGCCGACACCCCUACCAAGACUGGUCUCGCCUACAUCAGGCGGCAGCGGGCUUCGGGGCCCAGCCCCGAUGGGAACCGCGUCGCUUGGGGCCUAGGGCGUGGCUUGGUCUCCCUCCAAACCCCCCGAAAAGGUGCCGGGUACCCCUCCCAGCUAUGA
This is a messenger RNA of Thermochaetoides thermophila DSM 1495, 1005 nucleotides long. RefSeq lists its product as uncharacterized. Bases 1 to 1005 code for a protein of 334 amino acids. The transcript has 5 exons. Lineage: Eukaryota; Fungi; Ascomycota; Sordariomycetes; Sordariales; Chaetomiaceae. The record is from RefSeq and is a predicted model, not a curated record.